AAAUUAUGUAUUGUACGGGUAAGUUUGACAGAGCAGUACUAUGCAAUUACUGCAAGAAGCCCGGACACUUGAUCAAAGAAUGUAGAAAAUUGCUAUUCAAAAAUCAAGGAAAUCAGCUUGCUCGUGUCGCUUCCGCUACCAGUUCAUCUGAUGGAUCAGUUGCUAUUUCUUCAGAUGAGUAUGCCAAAUUUAUUUGCUACCAAGAAUCUCUAAAGCAUUCAUUUGUCCCUAUCUCGGUAGCCGCAAAUUCAGGUAUUUCAAACACAUGUCUUGUUUCAUCAUCCUCGAAAUGGGUCAUUGACUCAGGUGCCACAGAUCAUAUGACCGGUAAUCCCAGUCUAUUCUCGUCAUUUCAUUCAUAUUUACCUACUUCCAGUGUCACUUUAGCUGAUGGAUCUACCUCACCCGUUCUUGGAUCUGGUACUGUUGUUCCAACUUCUACAUUACCAUUAUCGCCUGUUUUGAGUCUUCCUAAUUUUGCAUUUAAUCUGCUUUCCAUCAGUAAGAUCACUCGUACUCUUAAUUGUUCUGUAACAUUUUUUCCUGGAUAUUGUGUGUUUCAGGAUCUGUUAACGAAGCAGAUUAUUGGUAAAGGACAUGAGUCAACUGGUCUUUAUAUUUUGGAUACAUCCAUCACAAAAGGUAUCUCUUGUCUUGGGGUUGGGACUUUGUUAGAUGCUCAUUACCGAUUAGGACAUCCAUCUCUCCCAUUAAUGAAGCAAAUAAAUCCCCAAUUUAAUAAGAUGACCUCUUUACAAUGUGAGUCAUGUCAAUUUGCGAAACACCAUCGUACUAGCUUAAGCCCGCGAGUUAAUAAACGAGCAAAUGCUCCAUUUGACCUUGUUCACUCUGAUGUUUGGGGUGCUUGUCCGGUUGUGUCUAAAGCUGGUUUUAAAUAUUUUGUUACCUUUGUUGAUGACUAUUCUCGUAUGACAUGGUUGUAUUUCAUGAAACGUCGAUCUGAGUUGUUCACUCAUUUUUCUUCCUUUUGUGCUGAAAUUAAAACUCAGUUCAACGUUCCUGUUCGGGUGUUAAGAGGAGACAAUGCCCAAGAAUAUCUAUCUGCUACAUUUAAGUCAUUUAUGCUUCAACAUGGCAUUAUUCAUCAAACUGCAUGCGUUGACACACCUCCUCAAAAUGGAGUUGCAGAACGAAAGAACCGACAUCUGUUAAAAACUGCAAGGGCUCUUCUAUUCCAAAUGAAUGUGCCGAAACAGUUUUGGGCAGAUGCCGUGUCUACUGCAUGUUUUUUGAUAAAUCGAAUGCCAUCUUCUGUUUUGAAUGGUAAAGCUCCUUAUCAUUGUCUAUUUCCAAACAAAGAGCUUUUUCCUAUCCCACCUAAAAUAUUUGGUUGCACUUGUUUUGUUAGAGAUGUUAAUCCUCAUCUUACAAAGUUAGAUCCCAAAUCAUUAAAAUGUAUUUUCUUGGGUUAUUCUCGAGUCCAAAAGGGGUAUAGAUGUUUUUGUCCGAGUACUGGUCGGUAUCUUGUUUCUAUUGAUGCAUCAUUUCAUGAAAAUACACCUUUUUCAUCAUCUAAGGCAGAUAUUCAUGAGAGUAAUGAUGAUAUACUCAUUUACACGAUGACUAUUCCUGAGUCCACACUUUCGACAAAUAUUCCACAAGUUACUGUUCCUGACCUUAGGCCUCCCGUACAUUUGGUAUACACCCGUCGACACAAAGCACCUGAUCACCCUCCACCGGCGAUACCUAUGAUUACUUAUCCUGAUACUAGUUCGACUCCGAUCUCAUGUCCUGAACCAGUACCUGCAUCUUCAGAUCUUGUCUCCACAUCAGAUCUUGACCUCCCAAUAGCACUACGUAAAGGUACACGGUCUUGUACUCAUCCUAUUUCUUCAUUUGUGUCGUACAAUCAGUUAUCUCCUGCUUCAUGUUCUUUUAUUGCUUCCAUUGAUUCUAUUUCUGUUACCAAAUCUGUCAAAGAAGCUUUGUCUCAUCCUAAAUGGCGUCAUGCCAUGGUAGAGGAAAUGAAUGCUUUAGAUCUUAAUGGUACUUGGGAUUUGGUUGACUUGCCUACAGGGAGGAAAUCUAUUGGAUGUAAGUGGGUCUUUGCUGUUAAGGUUAACCCAGACGGAUCUGUUACUCGGUUGAAAGCCCGAUUAGUUGCAAAGGGUUAUGCUCAAACCUAUGGUGUUGAUUAUUCUGACACUUUUUCUCCUGUUGCUAAAUUAACAUCUGUCAGGUUACUUAUUUCACUCGCUGCAACUCAUGAUUGGCACUUACAUCAGUUGGACAUUAAAAAUGCAUUUUUGCAAGGUGACCUUAAGGAAGAAGUCUAUAUUGAGCAACCUCCGGGAUUUGUUGCUCAGGGGGAGUAUGGUAAAGUUUGUCGACUUCGCAAAUCUCUUUAUGGUCUGAAACAGAGUCCUCGUGCAUGGUUUGGAAAAUUCAGUCAAUCAAUUGAACAAUUUGGAAUGAUAAAAGGCAAAUCAGAUCACUCUGUCUUUUACAAACAAACAGAAUCAGGUGUCACAUUGCUUGUGGUGUCUGUUGAUGAUAUUGUGAUUACAGGGAGUGAUAAUGCAGGUAUUUUGGCCCUUAAGAAUUUUCUGCAUAGUCAAUUCCAGACGAAAGAUCUUGGCUCUUUGAAAUACUUUCUGGGAAUUGAGGUAACACGAAGUAAGAAAGGCAUAUUUCUAUCUCAACGUAAAUAUGUACUUGACUUACUAGCUGACACAGGGAAAUUAGGGGCAAAACCAAGUACAACACCCAUGGUUCCCAACGUGCAACUCACUCAAGAAGGCACACCGUUUGAAGACCCAGAAUGAUAUAGAAGACUGGUUGGAAAGCUUAAUUAUCUCGCAGUCACUCGUCCAGAUAUUGCCUAUUCUGUGAGUGUAGUGAGUCAAUACAUGUCAUCUCCAACCAUGGAUCAUUGGGCUGCAGUAGAACACAUAUUAUGUUAUUUAAAGGGUGCACCAGGACGAGGUAUUGUUUAUCAAAACCAUGAUCACAUGAGAAUAGAAUGUUUUGCAGAUGCAGAUUGGGCCGGUUCUAAAGAUGAUCGAAGAUCUACAUCUGGUUAUUGUGUCUUUGUUGGUGGUAAUCUUGUAUCUUGGAAGAGUAAGAAGCAGAAUGUGGUUUCUCGUUCGAGUGCCGAAUCAGAAUAUCGAGCUAUGGCACAAUCUGCAUGUGAGAUCAUAUGGAUAAGCCAUUUAUUGACCGAGCUCGGACUGAAGACAUCAAUGCCUGCUAAAUUGUGGUGUGAUAACCAAGCUGCUAUACACAUAGCAAACAAUCCUGUAUUUCAUGAGAGAACAAAGCAUAUUGAGGUCGAUUGUCAUUUUAUUCGAGAGAAGAUACAAAAAGGAUUAAUCUCUACAGGAUAUGUGAAGACUGGGGAACAACUUGGAGAUUUGUUCACUAAAGCACUAAAUGGAAUUCGAGUUGGUUAUUUAUGUAACAAGUUGGGCAUGAUAAAUAUCUAUGCUCCAACUUGAGGGGGAGUGUGAAAGUAUAUUAGAAUAUACUUUAGAAUAUGGUUUAGAAUAUAUUAGGAAUAUACCAUAUAUAGUAUUAUUGUAUAGCAUCUUUUAUAUGAAUAUUCUAUCUUUGUAAUCUAUAUUUAUAGGGCCUUACCCUUCAAUGAAACAUACUGAAAAUCUUUCCUCCACUCUUCAAUAUUAUUCUAGUUUAUAUUUCAACACUCCGCGUGAAUAGUCUAUAAAUCAUGAAAGUACACACAUAGCGAAGCUAUUUAGUAAGAAUUUUGCUAGGUGUACACAAAUUGUGUACACCUUUGGUACCCCAUAUAAAUAUCUCCCCUUUUUUUUACCUCACUUCCUUUUCAAUUCAAAUUUUUACCCAUCUUUCUUUUCUCUUCCAUCCAUCCAUUCCUCCCGCCCCGUACUCCCGCACCCCCCUCGACUUUGAACCGCCAUUCAGAAAUACAAAUGACAACCGAAGCCAUCCAUCCAUAUUCUUGUUGCGUGUCUAACACAAUAUGCAUUUGUCUGUCAUUCAUAUUUUCUUGUGUGUCAUUUGUUUUGAAUUGUCGGUUAUAUGUUUGGAGUUGUCUGGAGUUGUCUGUAAGGACUUUAUAAAUGUCUGUGAUGUUAUAAAUACAUGUCUGACGUUCAUAUUUCCUUGUCUGUUUUGUGUUCUGAGCUAUCUGUAUGUGAUGUGAUAGAUAGAUAUCUAUCAUUCUUUUUGACUUGUCUAUCUUAUGUGGUAUGCAUUUUUGGACAUGUCAUAGGGCUUUCGAAUUGCAAAUUCCUGUCCGCGACCACUUCCCUGCUCAAAUAUCACUUUGUUCAUAAUUGAAAGACGAUGCAACAUUGGUGAAAUCAGCUUUGUCACUUCAGCAGAUUGCUCAGUUUCGUAAUAUGCCAUGGGGUCAUCUUCUUGAUGUGCCAGACCUUCAGUUUUCUACGCGAAUUGUCCAUAGCUUGUUAUUGAGGCUUCUGUAUGACCAACCCAAAGACGAACUGUGGUUUUGCGUCAACGACCAGUUGUUGAAGUUUACUUAUGCAGAUUUUGAACGCAUAACUGGGCUCCGUUCUACAGGGCCAACUGCGGUCAUCUCCGAUGAUGAUGAAAGCAAUGGGACGUUGCUAGAUAACUACUUUGGUGGUGCCACGAAGAUCAACUUUAAGACGUUGACGACAAAGAUGAAGUCAAUUAAGCCAAAAAAGAGAUGAGCUCGCGGUGAUCCUCUUAAGCUUGCAUGUGCUUUCUAUGUGCAGUGUGUUUUACUACCAAGGAACAAGAAAACAAAUAUGAAUUCACAGUUUCUGAAAUUGGCUGAUGACUUGGACAAAUUCAAAGCCUACCUUUGGGCAAAAGAGUCCCACAAUCUGAUGGUUUCUCAUAUAAAGACUCUUAUGGUUGGGCAGGGCGAGAGGUUCAAGGAGAGUAAGAAAGCCAAUCCCAAAUACAAAAACGCAAAGUUCACAUUGCACGACCUUCCUCACGUCCUGCAGGUUUGGGCUUAUGAGAGUCUGCCUGAGCUAGGACGGAGAUGUGCUGAACGCGUUAGUAAUCAUGACGUCCCCUUGCUCAACUAGAAGGCUAUGGGGUUCUUUCAUUUUCAAAAGCUAAAUGAACUAAUUUUCAAGGAUCAUUACAAUAUAAUGUAUUUGUGUGUUUUUAAAAUAUUAAAUUUUGCUUCAAAGUGUGUAAAUUACUAUAGCUUGUACUGCAGGAGGAAGACGAAGACGAGAAAGACGAUGGUGAAGAAGCAGCGGUGAAGGAUACUGAGGAUAAUGAUGGCUUCAAAGCUAAAAUGAUGGACCGGAGGACAUGGAAAUGCUACGGGCGCAAGUAGUGUCUCUGGAGGCAAGGCUAAAAGUAAUGGAAAAGAGGAUGAAUGUCUAGAGUGUGGCUGAAGAGAAGCAUGCCGAAGAUUAAAAGUAAUGGAAGAGAGGAUGAAUGUCGGGAGUGUGACAUGCUUCUCCUCAGCCACACUCCCGACAUUCAUCCUCUUUUCCAUUACUUUUAGCCUUGCCUCGAGAGACACCACUUGCGCCCGUAGCAUUUCCAUGUCCUCCGGCCCAUCAUCUUAACUUUGAAUCCAUCAUUAUCCUCAGUAUCCUCCACCGCUGCUUCUUCACCAUCGUCUUCCUUGUCUUCGUCUUUCUCCUGCACGUACAAGCUAUAGUAAUUUACACACUUUGAAGCAAAAUUUAAUAUUUUAAAAACACACAAAUAUAUUACAUCGUAAUGAUCCUUGAAAAUUAGUUCAUUUAGCUUUUGCAAAUGAAAGAACCCCGUAGCCUUCCAAUUGAGCAAGGGGACGUCAUGAUUACCAACGCGUUUAACACAUCUCUGUCCUAGCUCAGACAGACUCUCGUAAGCCCAAACCUGAAAAAUAAACAAUUUGUGGCAGAAUAAGUUGUGUGUCUACACUAAUGAAUUGUCUGUAUGAAAGGAAGAAGUGUCUAUGUGGAAGAAUAAAAUUUUCUGUAUGAGAGAAUAAUAUUUUUUGUCUUUCAAAAUACAUAUCUGCCAUACAGACAACUAUGUGUUUCAUGCAAACAUGACAAUACAAACACACAAUGAAAUAUAAGGUGUACAUUACCUGUAGAACGUGAGGAAGGUCGU
Molecule: messenger RNA, 6060 nt
Organism: Cuscuta epithymum
Lineage: Eukaryota; Viridiplantae; Streptophyta; Magnoliopsida; Solanales; Convolvulaceae
Source: the annotation of a GenBank genome assembly